AACAAAUAACUUCAUCAUUCCAAAAAGCUUAUUGUUUUUUUGUUCUCUAGGAAUCUCCACCACUAAGAAAAACCCAUCUCAUAUACACAAUUUUCAACUGCCAAAUCUCUUCCUCUAUGAAAUUUAGCCCCCAACAAAACCUAGUGGAUUUGUUGUUAAGACUCAAUUUUCAAAUACCACUAAUUCUUUUGUCUGUCAUUCACAUGCCUAGGCAUCAGAAAAAAACACAACAAAGAAAGAAGCCAAAGCGGCCGUCGUGGACGUGACAGAAAGGUCAAGUGACAGAACCACACACGCUUGCCGUACAACAUGCCAAGAACCCGCAUGCAUACAAAUUCUGGUUAUAUGUUCUUGAUUUCUUUAUUCUCUCCGUCUCUCCAAUUUCAUUUUCAUGGUCCCCCUGUUGAUGAUCUGGGACUGAAUAGGAUCUCUGAAGCAGACUAGAACCUGCCCUUCAACGCAUUUCAUAAUAUACAUCUUAUGCACGAUCAAUCCAGUACUCUUUAACAUAACGUUCAGGGCCAUUGAAGCUUUCUUUACCUUCUCUGGAGAGAAGGAGGAUGAUGGAUUUGGAAGAGAUGUUCUUGUCGCAUAUUUCAGCCUCAUUUAACCUCCAGUUUGGAAAAGCAUGGCUGCAGCUAGACUCACCCUGUUUAUGGGAGCACAUAAGCAUGGCCAUCCAGCUAGGUUUCCUGGGAAUUUUAUUGAUCCAGUUUGUAAGCAGAUUAUUGCGCCAAAUAUUCAAGUUCCAAGUAAAGGGUACAGAACAUGGCACAGACGAGUAUCCGAUUGGUAUCAAGUUCGGCUUCUCUUACAAAGCCACCCUAGUUUCCUCUACUGUACUCCUGGGAACCCAUUGUUUGAUGCUACUGAUGUUGCUGAAUGGUUCUGAGAUUCACCAUUGCAAGGCCAGAGUCAAAACUUUUUCGUCAGAGAUCAUGCAAGUAGUGUCAUGGGCAAUUACCCUAAUUGCAUUAUACUGCAUUCGGAAGAACAAGAACAAGAAGUUUCCUUGGAUUCUAAGAGCGUGGUGGGUUUGCAGCUUCUUGUUACAUCUUAUCUGCACCUCUCUUGAUACCUAUGUCAGAGGUGCAAACCGUGAACCUCUUCAAAUACAAGAUUAUGCAGACUUCAUUUGUCUUCCUGCAUCGAUCUUCUUGCUGGGUAUUUCGAUCCGUGGAAAGACAGGCAUUGUCUUGGUGGCCUCCAAUGGCAUCACUCAGCCACUUCUUGUUGAGAAAACUGACAAGGAUUCAGCAAGCAAAAAGAAAUCUUCAUAUGGGAAAGCUACUCUUCUCCAACUCAUCACUUUUGCUUGGCUCAAUCCUCUUUUUGCUGUCGGCAUCAAGAAACCUCUUGAACAAAAUGAUAUCCCAGAUGUCGACGUCAAGGAUUCUGCUGAAUUUCUCUCUAGGUCCUUCACUGGAGAUCUGAAUAAAGUCAAGGAGAAAGAUCAAACCACAAACCCAUCAAUCUAUAGAGCAAUACUUUUCUUCAUCACAAAGAAAGCAGCAAUAAAUGCAAUAUUUGCAGUUGUAAGUGCAUCGGCAUCAUAUGUUGGCCCAUAUCUCAUCAAUGACUUUGUAAGCUUUCUAACGGAGAAGAAAACUCAGAAGUUAGAGACUGGUUACUUUCUUGCUCUAGCCUUUCUAGGAGCAAAGACAGUGGAGACAAUAGCACAGAGGCAAUGGAUCUUCGGGGCUCGCCAGCUAGGCCUUCGCCUUCGAGCUGCAUUGGUAUCUCAAAUAUAUAAAAAGGGUCUGCGUCUGUCAAGCCAAUCUCGCCAAAGCCACAAUGGUGGAGAGAUUAUGAACUAUGUGAGUGUGGAUAUCCAACGAAUCACAGAUUUCAUCUGGUACAUGAAUACCAUAUGGAUGCUGCCUGUACAAAUAUCCUUAGCAGUCUAUGUUUUACAUACAAAUAUAGGAUUGGGAUCAUUGGCUGCAUUAGCCGCAACUUUAACGGUGAUGGCCUUCAACAUACCCCUUACAAGGAUCCAGAAAAGAUACCAGUCGAAGAUCAUGGAGGCCAAAGAUGGUAGGAUGAAAGCCACUUCAGAAGUUCUUCGAAACAUGAAGAUAAUAAAGCUUCAAGCAUGGGAUAGUCAGUUUCUCCAAAAGCUAGAAGGCUUGAGGAAAAUAGAGUAUAACUGGUUAUGGAAAUCACUAAGGUUGGGGGCAUUGUCAGCUUUCAUAUUCUGGGGGUCCCCCACAUUCAUUUCUGUGGUAACUUUUGGAGCAUGCAUGUUCAUGGGGAUUCAACUCACAGCGGGGAGAGUCUUAUCUGCACUAGCGACAUUCAGAAUGUUACAGGACCCAAUAUUCAGUUUACCCGAUUUACUCUCAGUAAUAGCACAGGGUAAAGUUUCAGUAGAUAGAGUGGCUUCCUUCCUUGGGGAAGAGGAAAUUCAGCUUGAUGCCAUAGAGUUUGUUCCAAAAGAUCAAACAGAGUACGGACUUGAGAUUGACAAUGGGAAGUUCAGUUGGGAUCCCGAGUCAAGCAGCCCAACCCUUCAUGGAAUACAUUUAAAAGUAAAGAGGGGGAUGAAGGUGGCAAUUUGUGGAACUGUAGGAUCAGGAAAAUCUAGCCUGCUUUCUUGUGUUAUUGGAGAAAUAUCGAAGCUAUCGGGAACAGUGAAGAUCAGUGGAACAAAAGCUUAUGUUCCCCAGUCACCAUGGAUACUGACAGGAAACAUCAGGGAUAAUAUUCUAUUUGGGCAUCCAUAUGACAGUGCCAAAUAUGACAGAACAGUUAAAGCAUGUGCUUUGAUAAAGGAUUUUGAGUUGUUUUCCCAUGGUGACCUAACAGAGAUCGGAGAAAGAGGGAUAAACAUGAGUGGGGGGCAGAAGCAACGGAUACAAAUAGCCCGUGCUGUUUACCAGGAUGCAGAUAUAUAUCUACUAGAUGACCCUUUCAGUGCAGUGGAUGCUCAUACAGGAACCCAACUCUUUCAUGAAUGCCUGAUGGGGAUACUUAAAGACAAGACCAUAUUAUAUGUUACCCACCAAGUCGAGUUUCUCCCAGCAGCAGAACUCAUAGUGGUGAUGCAAAAUGGAAGAAUUGCACAAGCUGGAACUUUUGAAGAACUUCUAAAACAGAAUAUAGGAUUUGAAGUUUUAGUUGGUGCUCAUAAUGAAGCUCUAGAGUCAAUCCUCGCAGUUGAAAGUUCAAGUAGGACAUCUCAAGAACCAGCAUAUGAAUGCGAAUCCCAAAUUGAUUCCACUUCAAAUGCGGAACUUCUACACACACAGCAUGAUUCAGAGCAUAACCUGUCCCUGGAGAUAACAGAAAAGGGAGGAAAACUGGUGCAAGACGAAGAGAGAGAGACAGGGAGCAUUGGGAAAGAGGUUUACUGGUCAUAUCUGACCACUGUGAAGGGUGGAAUACUAGUUCCAAUCAUAAUCUUGGCACAGUCAUCAUUCCAAGUGUUACAAAUAGCCAGUAACUACUGGAUGGCGUGGGCUACUCCUCCUACAAGUGAGGCUAAGCCAAUAUUUAGCAUGAAUACCGUAUUACUAGUUUAUAUACUUCUAGCGGUUGGCAGUUCACUUUGUGUACUGGUGCGGUCAUCCUUAGUUGCAAUAGCAGGAAUUUCAACAGCACAGAAGCUUUUCACAAACAUGCAGAAGAGUGUUCUCCGUGCACCAAUGGCAUUUUUUGAUUCAACGCCAACUGGAAGGAUCCUAAACCGGGCAUCUACAGAUCAAAGUGUGCUGGACCUGGAAAUGGCAAACAGAAUAGGUUGGUGUGCUUUCUCGAUAAUACAGAUACUAGGGACCAUCGCAGUGAUGUCGCAGGUAGCAUGGGCCGUAUUUGGUAUCUUCAUUCCAGUAACUGCAAUAUGCAUAUGGUACCAACAAUAUUACACACCAACAGCAAGAGAAUUGGCCCGCUUAGCACAGAUACAGUUGGCUCCAAUCCUUCACCACUUUUCAGAAUCGCUAUCAGGAGCAGCAACAAUUCGUGCUUUUGAUCAAGAAGACCGCUUUUUCAAUGCAAACCUUGGUCUUAUAGAUGGCCAUUCAAGGCCAUGGUUUCACAAUGUAUCUGCAAUGGAAUGGCUUUCCUUCAGACUGAAUAUACUAUCCAAUUUUGUGUUUGCCUUCUCACUGGUUGUGUUGGUAUCCCUCCCUGAAGGAAUCAUCAAUCCAAGCAUUGCAGGGUUGGCAGUAACGUAUGGAAUAAAUCUGAAUGUUUUGCAAGCUUCAGUUAUAUGGAAUAUAUGCAAUGCAGAAAAUAAAAUGAUCUCAGUAGAAAGAAUACUUCAGUACUCAAACAUACCAAGUGAAGCACCUCAUUUGAUUGAAGAAAGAAGACCCCCAACUAGCUGGCCAGAAGUCGGAAUAAUCUGCUUCAAAAAUUUGCAAAUUCGAUAUGCGGAACAUCUUCCAUCUGUUUUAAAGAAUAUUAACUGCACCUUUCAUGGAAGAAAGAAGGUUGGUGUUGUGGGAAGGACAGGUAGUGGGAAAUCAACCCUUAUACAGGCUAUAUUCAGGAUUGUUGAACCCAGAGAAGGGAGCAUUAUAAUCGAUGGUGUAGACAUUUGCAACAUUGGGCUUCAUGACUUGAGGUCAAGACUAAGCAUCAUUCCACAGGACCCAACAAUGUUUGAAGGAACAGUGAGAGGAAACCUCGACCCUUUAAUGCAAUAUUCUGAUCAUGAAGUAUGGGAGACUUUAGACAAGUGUCAACUGGGUGAUCUGGUGCGUGCUAAGGAAGAGAAAUUGGAUACCACAGUGAUUGAAAAUGGAGAAAAUUGGAGUGUGGGGCAAAGACAGCUGUUCUGCCUUGGAAGAGCCUUACUAAAGAAGAGCAGCAUUCUAGUGUUAGAUGAAGCAACAGCAUCAGUAGACUCUGCUACUGACAAUGUGAUACAGAAGAUUAUUAGUCAGGAAUUCAAAGAUCGGACAGUUGUGACAAUAGCACACAGAAUCCACACGGUUAUUGACAGUGAUUUUGUUUUAGUCCUUCAUGAUGGAAGAAUCGCGGAGUAUGAUACCCCGGCAAAGCUACUUGAAAGAGAGGAUUCAUUCUUUUCUAAACUUAUAAAGGAGUACUCCAUGAGAUCAAAGGGUUUCAACAGCAAGGAAAAGUCCACAUGAUUAAAUCAUUGCUAAUCAGAAUCUAUGAUGACCCAGCAAUAGAGACUGAAAACAUCCUCAGAUGAUACCAGUAGACAGUUCGAGUGAAUGAAGCCAAGGAAUCAACAAGAACCCGCUUGCAGUAACCGUAACAAUAUGCAAUGGAGAGCUAAAGUUCAUUCCUUUCUUUUCAAGUACAACCCCAGGAAAGAGAAGCAGCACACCCAAAAUCCAGGAAACAAAAAUCACUAUAACUAGCAGGAUAUAACUAUAAGCAUAUCAAUAAUUAUUUUAGUAUUCUAGGAGUAGUAAUAACACAUGAGGGAGAAUUUUUGGAUGGUUUACCAUUUGCCCAUUUACACUUUUUUUUGUAAUUGGUAAUUCUCCAACCCAA
This is a messenger RNA of Tripterygium wilfordii, 5475 nucleotides long. Its product is annotated as putative ABC transporter C family member 15. Gene Ontology annotation, molecular function: ABC-type transporter activity; ATP hydrolysis activity; ATP binding. Gene Ontology annotation, biological process: transmembrane transport. Bases 561 to 5102 code for a protein of 1513 amino acids. Lineage: Eukaryota; Viridiplantae; Streptophyta; Magnoliopsida; Celastrales; Celastraceae. The transcript has 11 exons. The record is from RefSeq and is a predicted model, not a curated record. Gene Ontology annotation, cellular component: plant-type vacuole; vacuolar membrane.